UCUCUCUGUGUGAAAAGGAAAGAGGUUUCCUGGAGAAAAAAGUUUCGGUUUUUUCUUUGUUUGGUUGAAGGUUGAAGGUUGAAGAAGAUGGCCAUACAAGCUCAGUUGUAUUCGGAUAAUAUCGGGUUUCCGUUGUGCUGUUCCCUUGAUGGUAAUGGUAACGGUGGGUUUAAUCAAUUCUGUUUCGGCAAUCAACAACUACAACAACAACAACAGCAACAGCAGCAGCUUCAAAUCCAGCAGCCUGGAAAUCAAAGUUUUUGUUUUGAAGAAAGUGAUGAAUCGAUUGAUCAGUUCAUCAAUUCCCAGAAUGAGAGAUUGAGAUUCUUACUGCAAGAGCAAAGAAAGCGGCAAGUUUCGUUAAUGGCGGAAAAGCUAGAAUCGAAGGCAACUCUUUUAUUCAACCACAAAGAAGCAGAGCUCGCGAAAGCAGCGAACAGGACAAUGGAGCUUCAAAAUCUCUUGAACAGACUGGAGAUGGAGAAUCAAGCAUUGCGAAGAGUGGCGCAAGAGAACGAAGCGAUCGUCGUUUCUUUGAAAAACACGCUCGAACAAUUACAACAAGACCAAGCCGGGUGUUGUUUCAACGAUGAUGCGGAGUCUUGCUGUGGAGAAACAGAGGAAGAGAACGACAACGGAGGAUUUGUCGAAACGAAGAAGAAGACAUUAAUGGUGUGCAAAUGUUGCGAUUCUCGAAGCUCGUGUGUUUUGUUCCUUCCUUGCAGACAUCUUUGUUCAUGCCAAGAUUGUGCAGCUUUUCUUGAUUGUUGCCCUCUUUGUACUACAGCAAAGAAAGCCACUAUAGAGGUUUUGAUUUCUUAAUUUCAUGGUUUAUGCAUA
Messenger RNA from Hibiscus syriacus, 840 nucleotides. RefSeq names its product probable BOI-related E3 ubiquitin-protein ligase 3. The transcript is spliced from 2 exons. Gene Ontology annotation, molecular function: ubiquitin-protein transferase activity. The coding region runs from base 88 to 822 and encodes 244 amino acids. The record is from RefSeq and is a predicted model, not a curated record. NCBI's taxonomy places the organism in Eukaryota, Viridiplantae, Streptophyta, Magnoliopsida, Malvales, Malvaceae.